This is a messenger RNA of Aspergillus luchuensis, 627 nucleotides long. RefSeq lists its product as uncharacterized. The record is from RefSeq and is a predicted model, not a curated record. Lineage: Eukaryota; Fungi; Ascomycota; Eurotiomycetes; Eurotiales; Aspergillaceae. Bases 1 to 627 code for a protein of 208 amino acids. The transcript has a single exon.
AUGCAAUUCACCAAAUCCACUCUCCUCACUCUCCUCCCCCUCCUUCCUCUCACCACCGCUGCCGACGUCUCAACCGUCUCCCUCUUCACCUACCACCCAGCGACCACCGCAGGGGCCGACAUCCCCGAAUUCUCUCUCGCCAGCGUCCCUCUCGGCGCCUCCAUCAUCAGCGCCAACCCCACAGCCACCACCAUGGCCGUCUCAUGCCUCAACGACGAUAACUGCAUCCUGCCCAGCCCCAUCACCGUCACCGCAGGUCCCUCCACAUACACCCUGUCUGCUGUGUACAGCACCAGCAUGGAGGGUGUGCAGGAGGUGCUCACCAUCGUCGAGGACUGCAAGAUCACGGGCGUGACGCAGGGCGCAUCCUGCAGUGUGAGCUAUGGAGUCGAGGCGACGUACAAGGGAGUUAGCACGAGUACGGCGAGCAAUACGCAGAUGAGUAUCGCCAGUGCGGAGAUUGGGUAUGAGACUGUUAGCGUUACUGGGGGUGCUGAUAAGUUGAGUGGUGCGACUGCGACUGGAACUGCUAGUGGAAGCACCGAGACGGGUAUGGCUGGACGCAAUGCUGUCGGGGCUGGAGCUUUGGCUAUGGGUGUGGCUAUUGCUGGGUUGGGAAUGUUGUAG